Auanema sp. JU1783 is the source of this 1335-nucleotide messenger RNA. Lineage: Eukaryota; Metazoa; Nematoda; Chromadorea; Rhabditida; Rhabditidae. The record is from the annotation of a GenBank genome assembly.
AUGCCGGACGUUUCCGCAAAUCCUCCUAUGUCUAAUAGUCAAUCAAGCCAAGGUGUUAAUGCAGUUUCUAGUGUUGGUGCACAGAUGCAGGCAAUGAUAGCUCAGGCGAAUGCGCAAGCUGUCCAAGCUGCAGCUCAGUUAGGUGCUUUACCUAUUGGAGCUCAACAACCCAAUGCCAAUGGUAAUUUUCCGAUCAACGGAAUAGCGAACGGGAAUCUUCUUCAAACCGCUAAUCAACCUCAAAACCCGGGAGCUGCUCCUGGAAAUAACAAUACCCCAAGACAAGCAGCCACUACUCAAAAUAGACAAGAACCGAGACGAAGUGAAAUUUAUAGGUAUACGUCAGAGUUUCCACUUUUCGCGUCAGCAUGGUCCAUGAAGAAGAGUGAUAAAUUUCGGUUGGCUGUUGGAACAGUUGUUGACAUCGGGAAUAACAAAGUGUCUCUGAUUCAUCUCGAUGACUCCUCAAUCCCUGGACAGUUGGUCGAAAAAGCAGUUAUUAAAACAGAUUUCGCAGCUAACUCCAUCGCAUUUAUUCCUGAUUUAGAAAAUAAUUUUCCUGAUCUAAUAGCUUUAAGUACCGAUGGUUUGAAAAUAUAUAAUAUAUCUUCUGAUUCUAUUUUUAAAGAAGAAGCAAACUUAAUUAGUAAUAAAUCAGCUCAAUUUUCUUCUCCUCUGACUAGUUUCGAUUGGAACGAUGUUGAUCCUCGUCUCAUAGGAACUUCUAGUAUCGAUACUACUUGUACUAUCUAUGACGUUGAGGUUGGAGCACCGAUUGGAAGUACAAAGUUGCCGUAUAAUGUGAAAACGCAACUUAUUGCACACGAUAAGCCUGUGCAUGAUAUAGGUUUCAGUAAGAUUCAUAAUGGGAGAGAUCAUUUCGCAACUGUCGGAGCUGACGGAAGCGCUCGCAUGUUCGAUCUCAGACACUUAGAGCAUUCUACAAUAGUUUAUGAAGAUCCUACAAAAAAUCCAUUAAUGAGAUUAGCAUGGAAUAAACACGAACCAUGCUAUCUGGCUACGUUCGCUCAAGACUCUGUAGAGGUUGUUAUUAUCGAUAUCAGACAGCCAUGUCAUCCUUUAUCAAAAUUAAAAAAUCACAAUGGUGCGGUCAACGGAAUAGCAUGGGCUCCACACAGCGCACAUCAUAUUUGUACCGCCGGUGAUGAUUCACAAGCAUUAAUAUGGGAUAUAUCAGGAAUCCCUCGUCCUAUAGAUGAUCCAAUUCUUGCUUAUUCCGCAGGCGGUGAAGUGAACCAGGUUCAUUGGGGAGCUGCGCAUAAUAAUUGGAUAUCUAUCUGCUUUAACAAGUCUCUCGAAAUUUUGCGAGUUUAA